AUGGCCGAGAAACAGGACCAACCCACCCCCACCCAGUUCACCCCGCGUUUCCGCACCGACAUCUACCCUUACAUCUACCCAUCCAAGUUCAGAGGCUCGCUCCAGGGAAAGGUCGCCAUCAUCACCGGCGCCGCCGGCGCAAUCGGCCAAGCCCUCGCCGAGUCCUUCGCCGUCGCCGGCGCCAACCUGGUGCUGACCUACAACCGCACGCCGCCGCCCGCCGAGCUGGGUGAGAAGUGUCUGAAGUUUGGGGCGUCUGCGGUUGAGUUUGUGCAAUGUGAUGUUGCCGCGCUGGAGGGGUGCGAGGGGUUGGUGGGGAAGACACUCGAGCUUCAUGGGAAGGUCGAUAUCCUCGUCAAUAACGCCGGCGCCAAUGGGCUAGGACCGAUGUACGCCCAAGAACCCCGCGACUUCAUCCAUGACAUGGCCGUCAACUUCCAUGGACCCUACUACCUGAUGCGGUUCCUGCUCCCGCACUUCCGCGAGCAGCGCAGCGGGUGCGUACUCAACAUCGCGUCGCGUGCCGGCACUGUCACCAUCCCGUACAGCACGAGCUACUGCGCUAGCAAGGCGGCCCUGAUCAGCCUGACGGCGUGCACGCAGCGCGAGAUGGACAUCGAGGGGCUCGAUGAUGUGCACCUCUACUCGUUGCACCCCGGAGGCAUCAAGAGUGCCAUGACGUUGAAGAAAUACGCACAAGACUCCGUCGCGGCACUGCCGCCCCAGGCGCACGCCUUCUUCGCCAACACGCUCGACAUCUACAACGACUCGCCGUACCUCAACGGCAUGGUGUGUGUGGCGCUGGCAACAGGCGUGGGCAAGCGCGCCCUGCGCGGCAAGUACUUUGACGUCGGGCAGGACCUCGAGGAUGUGCUCGCGCAGGAGGACGCGCUGCGCGCCGACCCCGACUUGUACGGCCUGCAUACCAGCUUCUUGGGGGACUUGACGAAUGCUGGUAUGCCGGCUGGGGGAUAUCAUGCGGAGGAGGUCAAGUUUGAGUUUCCAGGGUUUUGAACUGGGGUUGGAGGUCGGGGUGUGUGGUUGGGUUGAGGGUUGACGGCGAACCAACGAGGAAGUGCCCCCUAGGGGUUGUGGCAUCGGAGCGAGAGGUAUUGAACGCACACGUUUAUCCGAACAGAUAGACAAACACCGAUUGCCAGUUCCCCGGUUCACACAAGGUGUAGAUAUUAAGGAUACAUGCAGUUCUGUCCCUUGACGGCAUUUCCACCC
Molecule: messenger RNA, 1230 nt
Organism: Chaetomium fimeti
Lineage: Eukaryota; Fungi; Ascomycota; Sordariomycetes; Sordariales; Chaetomiaceae
Exons: 5
Coding region: 1-1014 (337 amino acids)
Cellular component (GO): cytosol
Molecular function (GO): oxidoreductase activity
Source: RefSeq, a predicted model, not a curated record